AUGGAAGAUAGAGGAGGCUUUUCAAGAGGUUUUGGAAGAGGUGCUAGGGGAGCUAGAGGCGUCAGAGGCAGAGGAAGAGGAAGAGGACGAGGCUCAGCAGAAGAUGAUUUAAAAAACUGGGUACCAGUAACAAAAUUAGGAAGAUUAGUAAAAGAAGGAAAAAUAUCAUCAAUUGAAGAAAUAUAUUUACAUUCAUUACCAAUUAAAGAAUAUCAAAUUAUUGAUUAUUUUUUUCAACCAAAUGAAUGUGCACACCCAUUAAAAGAUGACGUUGUAAAAAUUAUGCCUGUACAAAAACAAACUCGUGCAGGUCAAAGAACAAGAUUUAAAGCUUUUGUAGCAAUUGGUGACGGAAAUGGACAUUGUGGUUUAGGAGUCAAAUGUGCAAAGGAAGUUGCCACAGCUAUAAGAGGAGCAAUUAUUGCAGCAAAACUUUCUUUAAUCCCAGUAAGAAGAGGAUAUUGGGGUAACAAAAUCGGAGACCCACACACAGUACCAAUGAAAGUCUCAGGAAAAUGUGGUAGUGUUCGUAUUCGUUUAAUUCCUGCCCCAAGAGGUACACAAAUUGUCGGUGCACCAACAACAAAAAAAAUGUUAAACUUUGCCGGAAUUAAAGAUUGCUUUUCAUCAUCUUGUGGAAAAACCAAAACCAGAGGAAACUUUCUAAGGGCCAUUUUCAAUGCUUUGAGCAAAACAUACGGAUAUUUAACCCCAGACUUGUGGAAAGUAACCAAAUUCGACAAAUCCCCAUACGAGGAAUGGUCCGAUUUUCUUGAAACAUAUCAAAACGUAAAAGGAAUUAAAACAAUAAUUUAA
Plasmodium vinckei vinckei is the source of this 816-nucleotide messenger RNA. RefSeq names its product 40S ribosomal protein S5, putative. Bases 1 to 816 code for a protein of 271 amino acids. The record is from RefSeq and is a predicted model, not a curated record. Gene Ontology annotation, molecular function: RNA binding; structural constituent of ribosome. Gene Ontology annotation, biological process: translation. The transcript is spliced from 4 exons. Lineage: Eukaryota; Apicomplexa; Aconoidasida; Haemosporida; Plasmodiidae. Gene Ontology annotation, cellular component: ribosome; cytosolic small ribosomal subunit.